AUGUUGACCGAACCGUGUGGAACCAUGUCACUGGGCUCAGAUGUUCGCGAUCUGACCCUUUUACAACCUGUGCCUCCUGUGCCAUCCUUACCAGGAGCUGGUGGCGGCUGUGGGAUGUCUGUUGGCGGGGGCCCGUGGACCCAGAUGCUGGACCUCCACCCUGGCUCUCCAUACAGCUCCCUGCCCUCCCACCAUUCCCUUAUCAAGCAGGAGCCUGGCUGGGGCACCGCCGAUCCGAUAGAGGACCCUCACUGUGGACUUGGGGCCUUCACAGUGCAUUUCACUGGCCAAUUUACAGGCUCAGGCCCCUGUCGGACCGGGGCCUUUGGAGAACCACCUUCAAACCAGCCAAGAAUGUUUCCCAAUGGAACCUACCUGCCCAGCUGUGUGGACAGCCCUCCUACACCUAGGAAUCAGGGUUAUGGAGCAGUCGGUUUAGACAGCAAUCCCAGUUACGGUCACACGCCGUCUCACCACACUCCUCAGCUCUCCAGCCUGUCAUUCAAACACGAGGAGACACUGUCACCGCCAAACAGCAUAGUUGACCAGCAAUUUCCAGCGCCUAAUCCUAUGUUCGGCUGCCAUAAUCCUUCAGACUCUUGUCCAAGCAGCCAAGCGCUGCUGCUGCGAAAUUACAACAGUGAUAACCUGUACCAAAUGGCAUCUCAGCUGGAGUGUGUAACAUGGAACCAAAUGAACUCCCUGGCAUCAUCUAUAAAGAGCGGCCAUCCAACCAGCUAUGACAGUGACCCCAUAGCCCCACCUCCACCCAUGCUUGUCAGCACCCAGUACCACAUACACACCCACGGCGUCUUCAGAGGACUUCAGGAUGUCAGACGGGUAUCUGGUAUCACUUCCCCUGUUGCGAAGACUUCAGAGGCCAGUGAGAAGAGACCUUUUGUGUGCGCUUAUCCCGGCUGCAGCAAGAGAUACUUCAAACUGUCCCAUCUGCAGAUGCAUGGCCGCAAACACACAGGAGAGAAACCAUACCAGUGUGAUUUCACAGACUGUGGCCGCAGAUUCUCUCGCUCGGACCAGUUAAAGAGACACCAGCGCAGACACACAGGGGUGAAGCCCUUUCAGUGUGAGACGUGUCAGAGAAAGUUUUCACGGUCAGAUCAUCUUAAGACACACACUCGGACUCAUACAGGUAAAACAAGUGAGAAGCCCUUUACAUGCCGCUGGUCCAACUGUCAGAAGAAGUUUGCCCGCUCUGACGAGCUGGUGCGCCACCACAGCAUGCACCAGAGGAACCUGACCAAGCUGCAGCCUGCCAUCUGA
Pelmatolapia mariae (spotted tilapia) is the source of this 1281-nucleotide messenger RNA. It is a transcript of the gene wt1b, whose product is annotated as WT1 transcription factor b. Lineage: Eukaryota; Metazoa; Chordata; Actinopteri; Cichliformes; Cichlidae. The transcript has 9 exons. The record is from RefSeq and is a predicted model, not a curated record. Gene Ontology annotation, biological process: regulation of transcription by RNA polymerase II. Gene Ontology annotation, molecular function: DNA-binding transcription factor activity, RNA polymerase II-specific; RNA polymerase II cis-regulatory region sequence-specific DNA binding. Gene Ontology annotation, cellular component: nucleus. The coding region runs from base 1 to 1281 and encodes 426 amino acids.